This is a messenger RNA of Gadus morhua (Atlantic cod), 2164 nucleotides long. RefSeq lists its product as uncharacterized. The record is from RefSeq and is a predicted model, not a curated record. Gene Ontology annotation, biological process: regulation of transcription by RNA polymerase II; cellular response to lipopolysaccharide. Lineage: Eukaryota; Metazoa; Chordata; Actinopteri; Gadiformes; Gadidae. Bases 220 to 1440 code for a protein of 406 amino acids. The transcript is spliced from 7 exons.
CUCAAACUUAAUUUAACAGCAUGCGGAGGACAUUCUAGUCCAUUUCCUCUUUGGGUUAACUCAACAACUGACUAAAACAUAUUUACUCUUCCACCCUACAAUCCUGUGUGUAAGCCCGAGAUUUUACAAACAGCAUCCAUUCGUCUUUAUCUUCACAUUUGCAUGUUUCUUAUUUGCUCAUUUGGUCGGAGGGUGGUUUUGUGAGCGAUCUGUUACACCAUGGAAGAUGUCUCGCUGGCACUGCUGUCACUGCCGUCGUCACACUUACCGUCAGCAACAGAGAAUGAUUUUACUAGUAUAAGCCAAAGCAGCCGUCCCCCACGGAGCCAGGAACCUGAACACACGCUGAAACCUGGGCUGAAGGAAGUGUGUGAUGGAGAGGAGAGAUUUGGGACUGCUGAGGAGAACUUCUCCCAUGUCAGCGAGAGUAUGUCGCUCACAUCGGGCGACCAAGAGAAACUCCUCCUGCUCAACAAGAACAUGGAGCUACGCAGAGUCAACCAGGAGCUGAUGAAGCUGAACGAAGAGUGGGACAGGGUCUAUCGCCACGCCACCGCGGAUCUGCAGCAGAGGCUGGAGUCUCUGGUUCAGGAGACCGCUGCUGCUAAACAGCUGAAUAAACGACUGCUGCUCAGAGUGGAGAACCAACAGAGUACGAGGGACUACUACGAGCAGAGCCUCUUACAGGAGCUGAAGAAGAACCAGGACCUGCAGGACUACAUCCGCCAGCUGGAGGGCAGAAGGGCCCAGAAGCACGCCAAUACCGCCCACACAACCCGCACAGACCGCACCGCCGACCAACAGGGUCUCCGUGAUUUCGUCCACAUCCCAGAGCCCACUGUGUCCCCCUCCUCUGAUAUCCGAGCUACCCCCGCCCCCCAAUCCGCCAGCUACGGCUCAGGGUCCCGACCUCAAGGCGGCUUCCACCCCUCCUCCUCCUCCUCCUCCUAUGCCUCUUGCUUCUCCCCGUUCAAUCACCCGGAGGCAGGACCGCCUGACAUGGGGACGCAGUACCGACCAGACGGAGACCAGGAUCUGAAGGAGCAGCUUCAGGCCCUGAGAUGUCAGACGCAGAUCUAUGAAGCAGAGUUUCAGACAGAACACAAGGACCACAAAAACACAUUGCAAGAAAACCGGAGGUUGAGGAGGAAACGAGAGGAAAUGCGUCAACAGGUGGCGCUGUUGCAAGAGCAGCUUAAGGUCUAUGAGGAUGACUUCAGAAAAGAGCGGUCAGACAAGCAGGUACUGCAACGUCUGCUUGGGAAAAAGAAUUCCCCCACCAAGGAUGCCGUACUUGUUCAUCGCUGCAAUAACGAGCAAAAACCUCCAGGUGGCGACAAAGGAACGCACAGUGGAGAGAGAGCUCAAGGACAAAACCAUCCGCAUUGUCCCAAUCAAUGUUACAUCGGUACUCUCUCGAAUGAGAAUUUAGAUUACUGAUCCUAAAUUACCAAAAUUACUGAUCUAAAAUAAUAUCGAUCUCAAAUGUGUCUGAAAGGGGCGAUUAUAUUUCGUUCGCUCACAUUUGUGAAGACCAAUCAUGAAUGGGCUAUUAAAAGCGAAUACUGGAAAAUAGUCGUAAAGUGUCUUUAAUGGUUUCAAAUGGUUUCAACAGCCCCUGGACUAGUCCCUUUAUAAAUAUACUUUUAGAUCCGCCCCAGGCUCUGUGCCGUCUCCCCCAAGACAUUCAGCCAUCCAAUUGGAGGACUGGAUCCUAUAACCGGGGCCCUGACGAGCUCCGAUUAUUCAGAUUCUAGAAUGAUAUUAUCUUUAGACAUUAAUUCAACUCUUACAUUGUUACAAUCAUGUAAAGCGAAUUAUUCUUUUUUUUUUUAAUUUGUUUAAAUAAUAAUACCUAUAUAUUUUUUGACAAUUCAUAUAAAUUAUGCCAUCAUAUUUAUGUUAUGCCGUGUGUGUCUUAUGUAGGAAUGUGUGUGUGUGUGUGUGUGUGUGUGUGUGUGUGUGUGUGUGUGUGUGUGUGUGUGUGUGUGUGUGUGUGUGUGUGUGUGUGUGUGUGUGUGUGUGUGUGUGCGUGCGUGUGCGUGUGUGCGUGUCUUUCUAACAAUAACUCAUUCUCAUACAUAGACGCCUCGACCGAGUCAAUGUGAUAUGUUGAUGAGGUCCGGAUGAUGACAUUUCAAUAAAAUGCUCAUAAACAAUCAUA